Messenger RNA from Oncorhynchus keta (chum salmon), 2890 nucleotides. Its product is annotated as ryanodine receptor 2-like. The record is from RefSeq and is a predicted model, not a curated record. Lineage: Eukaryota; Metazoa; Chordata; Actinopteri; Salmoniformes; Salmonidae. Gene Ontology annotation, cellular component: sarcoplasmic reticulum membrane; sarcolemma; Z disc. Gene Ontology annotation, biological process: calcium ion transmembrane transport. Bases 44 to 2890 code for a protein of 948 amino acids. Gene Ontology annotation, molecular function: ryanodine-sensitive calcium-release channel activity; protein binding. The transcript is spliced from 20 exons.
CCUUCCGUCUCCGUCAUGUGACCACGGGAAGUACCUCAGUAUCAUGGAGGAUAAGGGCCUGCUGCUGAUGGACAAGGAGAAGGCUGACGUCAAGUCCACUGCCUUCUGUUUCCGGCCCUCCAAGGAAAAGCUGGACUUGGGGCCAAAGAAGGAGAUGGAUGGUAUGGGUGUUCCUGAUAUCAAGUAUGGGGACUCUGUGUGUUAUAUCCAACAUGUGGACACCUGUCUGUGGCUCACCUACCAGGCCAUGGACGCUAAGUGUGCACGAAUGGGCGGCGUGCAGAGAAAGGCCAUCAUGCACCACGAGGGUCACAUGGACGAUGGGUUGACCCUGUCCCGCUCACAACACGAGGAGUCCCGUACCGCACGGGUCAUACGCAGUACCGUCUUCCUGUUCAACCGAUUCAUCAGGGGUCUGGACACCCUCAGUAAAAAAGGAAAGACCUCGACACUCGACCUGCCGAUCGAGUCGGUCAGUUUGAGUCUGCAGGAUCUGAUUGGCUACUUCCAGCCUCCUGACGAGCACCUGGAGCACGAGGACAAACAGAACCGCCUCCGAGCCCUAAAGAACCGACAGAACCUCUUCCAGGAAGAGGGGAUGAUAAACCUGGUGUUGGAGUGUAUCGAUCGUCUCCACGUGUACAGCAGCCGGGAGGCCUGGAGAUCCACGCUGAACUCGUUAUAUGAGCUCCUGGCUGCCUUGAUAAGGGGCAACAGGAAGAAUUGUGCCCAGUUCUCCGGCUCAUUGGAUUGGUUGAUCAGCCGGUUGGAGAGACUGGAGGCCUCGUCUGGGAUCUUGGAGGUCCUUCACUGUGUCCUGGUGGAGAGUCCUGAAGCUCUGAACAUCAUCAAGGAGGGACACAUCAAGUCAAUCAUCUCUCUGCUAGACAAACAUGGACGCAACCACAAGGUUCUGGACGUGCUCUGUUCUCUGUGUGUCUGUCAUGGCGUGGCGGUGCGGUCCAACCAACACCUGAUCUGUGACAACCUGCUACCUGGCAGAGACCUGCUUCUACAGACACGACUUGUCAACCAUGUCAGCAGCAUGAGGCCUAACAUCUUCCUGGGUGUGAGUGAAGGCUCCGCCCAGUACAGGAAGUGGUAUUAUGAGCUGAUGGUGGACCAGGUGUUACCCUUCGUUACGGCCGAAGCCACACAUCUCAGAGUGGGCUGGGCCACCACGGACGGCUACCAACCCUACCCCGGGGAGGAGAGGGCUGGGGGAAACGGGCUCGGUGACGACCUGUACUCCUACGGCUUCGACGGCUUGCACCUGUGGUCAGGCUGCAUCGCCAGGACAGUGAGCUCACCCAAUCAACAUCUCCUCCGUGUGGAUGACGUGGUCAGCUGUUGUCUGGACCUCAGCGCUCCCAGUAUAUCCUUCCGUAUCAACGGUCAGCCCGUCCAGGGGAUGUUCGAGAACUUCAACUCUGACGGACUGUUCUUCCCUGUAGCCAGCUUCUCCGCUGGGGUCAAAGUGCGUUUCCUGCUGGGUGGUCGCCAAGGAGAGUUUAAGUUCCUGCCCCCGCCGGGCUACGCUCCGUGUUUCGAGGCUGUGCUACCCAGGGAGAAGCUGAGAGUGGAACACAGCCAGGAGUACAAGGAGGACCACAGUGAGACCAGGGAUCUACUGGGUCCCACCAUCACCCUGUCCCAGGCUGCCUUCACCCCUACACCUGUUGACACCAGCCAGGUUGUUCUGCCUCCUCACCUGGAGAGGAUCAGGGAGAAGUUGGCCGAGAACAUCCAUGAGCUGUGGGUGAUGAACAAGAUUGACCUGGGCUGGACCUACGGAGCUGUACGGGACGAUAACAAACGGCAGCAUCCUUGUCUGGUGGAGUUCUCCAAGCUGCCUGAGCAGGAGAGGAGCUACAACCUACAGAUGUCUCUGGAGACUCUCAAGACUCUCUUGGCCCUGGGUUGCCACGUGGGGCUGGCUGAUGAGCACGCUGUGGAGAAGGUGAAGAACCUCAAGCUCUCCGCCACUUAUGAGCUGUCUAGUGGCUACAAGCCUGCUCCUAUGGACCUGGGGCACAUCAAGCUGGCCUCUACCCAGGAGGCCAUGGUGGACAAGCUGGCGGAGAACGCUCACAAUGUGUGGGCCAGGGAUCGCAUACGCCAGGGCUGGACCUACGGCAUCCAGCAGGUGUGUCACCCAAAGGAUGUGAAGAAUCGUAGGAACCCCCGCUUGGUUCCGUACACUCUGCUGGACGAGAGGACCAAGAAGUCCAACAAGGACAGUCUGAGGGAGGCUGUCCGCACCCUGCUGGGGUACGGAUACAACCUGGAGGCUCCGGAUCAGGACCAUGCAGCCAGGACAGACACCAGUAACAUGUCUGCUGAGCGGUUCCGUAUCUUCCGAGCUGAGAAGACGUACAGUGUGAACGCUGGGAAGUGGUACUUUGAGUUUGAGGUGCUGACGUCAGGGGAGAUGAGGGUCGGCUGGGCACGGCCUGGCUGUCUACCGGACCAGGAGCUGGGCUCUGACCAACACGCCUUCGUCUUCGACGGGUUCAAGGCCCAGCUGUGGCACCAGGGUAACGAGCACUUCGGCAGGUCCUGGGGUCCAGGUGACGUGGUGGGCUGUAUGGUGGAUCUGAACGAACACACCAUGAUGUUCACGCACAACGGAGAGGUGCUCCUGGACCACUCAGGGUCGGAACUGGCCUUCAAGGACUUUGAGGUUUGGGAAGGUUUCAUCCCGGUGUGCAGCCUGGGUGUUUGCCAGGUUGGGAGGAUGAACUUUGGUAAGGACGUGAGCACGCUGAAGUACUUCACCAUCUGUGGUCUUCAGGAAGGCUACGAGCCCUUCGGCGUCAACAUGAACAGAGACCUCACCAUGUGGCUCAGCAAGACUGUCUCAGUUCAUCCCCGUACCUCCGCAGCAUGA